AUGGCGCCUGAACCUCCACGUCACAGGCAUCGGAGCAAGUCAGCUCCCAGGGCAGUCAGUCCAAAUCCCAAGGAAUUACGCAAGGCUGCUGCUGAGAGUAAGGUAAAAAAGAAGACCGGGAAGUUGCGGGAUGUGGACGUCUAUACAACACCACCCCCAAGGCCGAGCAGCAGGUCUUCUUCAAGUGCUUCGAAGGGCUCUACCAAGUGUAGGAUUUCUUUUGGUGAGAACUCCAUCCACCAGAUCGAAGCUGAGAACAAGGGGAAGGGAAAGUCUAAUAAGAAGGCAAUGGAUGAAUCGGAGGCUACUGCGAUUGCGGAGAAAGGUGCCAACAAGGACAAAAAGGAUGAUAAGGAAGCAGAGGGGUCUUCGAGCAGUGAGUCGUCUGAAGAUGAAGAAGUGCUGGAGGCUCGUCGGAUCUACUGGGCACAGUUUGAGACACCUGGUGUUCUUCUGAAAGAGGAGGAGGAGGGUGAAAGUGGGGAAGAUGAAGCGGGUGAGGAGGAUGCAAGCAGUGAAGAUCAAGAGGAAGAGGAGGAAGAGGAAGAUGAGGAUGACACACCGAGCAAGGGAAUCUUGAAGAAAACCUCUGCAAAAGAGACAAAGAAGAAAAGCGAUGGAACGGAAGAGAAGAAGAAUAAUAAGAAACAGGCAGAGAAGAAUGAAGAGGCAAAGAAGAAGCGAGAGGCAGAGGAGAAGAGUGUUGCCAAGAAGGCGGCUGCAGAGAAGAAGGAAGCAGUGAGUAAGAAGAAGGAGGCAAAUGAAGAGAAGAAGGCAGAGAAGAAGGAUGCAAAGAAUGGAGGAAAGAAGGAGGCAGAGAAGGCUGCAGCAAAGAAGGGGGCAGAGGGGAAGAAAAAAGAUGGAGAGAAGAGUGAUGGAAAAGCCUCUAAAGUGAAGGCCAAAGAGCGUGCAAAAGAGAAGGCGACAAAGGAGAAGAGUAAGAGUGGGAAGGAGAAGGCAGACAAGAAGGCAAGCGCAGAAGAAGAAAAUGAACACAAGAAGAAGAAACUAGCCGAUGAGUCAAGUUGUCGCAAGAAAAGGAAGACUGAAGAGGAGGAGACAGAAGAGGAGAAGACUAGUGAUGGUGAAGGAAAGGCAUUGGAGGAAGCUGAGCUAGCUGGCUUGGCCAAUUCCACUUCACACCGCAAAGAGUGGCAACAGUUCUCACGCUGGAUGCGUAACAAGAAGCGGUGCCCGGCGAAGAUCAUUGCAGCAUGCAAGUCCCAGGACUUUGCUAAGGUGGAGGCAAGGUUCGAGCAGCGGCUCGAAGAGGUUCAGAGAACCUCUGCGAAGACAGUGGCGGACCCGGAGUUUCCCGGCGAGAACGAGCUGUUGUACUUUGUGAUGGUGGAAAUGAACAUAGAGGACGCGAAGGAACUUCGCCGCAUCACCCAGCUAGAGAUGGAAGGGACCCUAGACUCCGAGGGGCUCAAAGCCUUCGUGGAAGCUGGGGGAUGCCUUGAUGGCAAGCAGCACUUGGCGCUUGGCAACAUGAUGGGUGCCGAGGGUAUGAACAAGCUGAUCACGAAAGCUAGCCUUAGCUAG
This is a messenger RNA of Durusdinium trenchii, 1545 nucleotides long. Lineage: Eukaryota; Dinophyceae; Suessiales; Symbiodiniaceae. The record is from the annotation of a GenBank genome assembly.